Messenger RNA from Truncatella angustata, 1093 nucleotides. RefSeq names its product CYTH-like domain-containing protein. The coding region runs from base 267 to 992 and encodes 241 amino acids. The transcript has a single exon. NCBI's taxonomy places the organism in Eukaryota, Fungi, Ascomycota, Sordariomycetes, Amphisphaeriales, Sporocadaceae. The record is from RefSeq and is a predicted model, not a curated record. Gene Ontology annotation, biological process: dephosphorylation; thiamine diphosphate metabolic process; thiamine metabolic process. Gene Ontology annotation, molecular function: magnesium ion binding; thiamine triphosphate phosphatase activity.
UGAGGCACAACUCUUACAACCGCAGGCCGCGUGGUUUGAUGGGGACUUAUUACCAAUUCUUACCUUGGUGAGACCUCCCACGCCGAAACCCCACCGUUGUUUCUACCACGCAUGCGCACGGGUGCGCAAUCCCCAAAGUAAUCCAAGUCCCCCGGCCUAUUUCAACACUUCAUCAUGUACUCUAUCCACACAUAUACACUCUAGUCUAGUCUAGUCUAGUCUAGUCCAGAUCGAGUCUUGGCUACCAACGACACCGAAACUACAAGAUGUUCAGAAUGCUGAAUAUAUCCACCAAAUGCACAUCUGCAUUGCCACGCAUCUCUCGCCGAUCGAGGAAGCUUGCCUCCACUCACUCAGGGGCGGUGCAGUUUCGUCAACUCGAGGUAGAGCGCAAAUUUCUUGCCACACCGUCAGCUAUAUCCUACCUACGUUCAAACGGCGAAGGCUCAAGGUUCAAGAAAUACAAGAGCCUUGGAGUGCAGAUUAACCACGACGUGUACUACGACCGAGACGGUGUGCUCUUUUCGAAAGGAGUUUAUAUCCGUCGGCGAAAUGGGCAUUGGGAGGCAAAGAUCCGCACUGGUGGUAACUUCAUCAACUCGGCUUUUAGGGAGAUCGGUGGCGACAAGGCGGUAACGGAGGUUGUCCAAAAAAGCUUGACUGUCACCGCAGACGGAGCUGGUAUCGAAAAGUUGCUGGAGCCUUGCGCCGAAUUCAUUACGGAUCGAGAGUCUUGGAUAAUUGACGGAAAAUUUCGAGUCGAUGUCGAUACAACAGACUUUGGACAUACAGUUGGAGAAGUGGAACUGACCGAAGUUCUCCAGUCUGCCAGUGGUGAGCAGGGCGAGGAACAAGAGGAAGAGAAGAAUUUGAGGGAAAAGAUGAACCAAGAGAUCAAGGCUUUCAUGCAGACUUAUCCACCGGCAUUCCCAACCGGACGCCCAAUUGGCAAGCUGAGUGCCUACUUCCAGAAAGUCGGUCGUGAAACCUGAACGCGUUGUAUCUACUGACGGCCAAACCAUGAUUCGGCAUGUUUGAGUUCUUUUUUUUUUUUUUUUUUGAAUGGCACGGGGUCAAACGAGUUUAUACCUGC